Daphnia magna is the source of this 5710-nucleotide messenger RNA. RefSeq names its product glucose dehydrogenase [FAD, quinone]. The record is from RefSeq and is a predicted model, not a curated record. NCBI's taxonomy places the organism in Eukaryota, Metazoa, Arthropoda, Branchiopoda, Diplostraca, Daphniidae. Gene Ontology annotation, molecular function: flavin adenine dinucleotide binding; oxidoreductase activity, acting on CH-OH group of donors. Bases 322 to 2193 code for a protein of 623 amino acids. The transcript has 15 exons.
CAUCCCACUUAUAGGUUGAUUUUCUUAUUAUGUGUUAAGAAAUCACCCAACGUGUGAUGUUAUAUAAUAACUGAAAGAUAAGACAUAGUAUUAGCACAGACUUGAAGUAGAUACACUUCUACUCCUAGUCUGUGGUAUUAGUGAAACUGGCUUGGUAAUUAAAACUUUGUGGGCCAAACUGAAUGGUUAACCACAUGGAAGAUGCCAUGUUCUCCUUCUUUACUUGUUAUUUAUCAUGAUCACCAAAACAGUUAUUUAGAGUUAAAUACUUUGGCUCUAAAAAAGUUAUAAACCUUAGAUAGAUUUAUGUAGAUAAGACAGAUGUAUAUCAAACUAUGGCUGCCAGGAUUGCUUAAAUUACUAGCAGCUUUUGGCAUUAUAGCUAUCUGCUAUUUACACUUUUGGUUUUGGAAUGCAGUCUCAUACUUGGAAGAAGUCGACUCGGAAUCAAGCAUUUACGACUUUAUUGUCGUAGGAGCAGGUUCAGCUGGAGCAGUAGUGUCAUCUCGUCUUUCCGAGAACGGCAGUUAUUCGGUUUUGCUGGUCGAAGCUGGAGGCUAUCCUUCCCCAUUAGUUAAUAUUCCGCUGAUUUCAGGUACCCUUCCGUCUACACCGUUCUCUUGGAACUACCAGACUGAGCCCCAAAAAUUUGGCCAUGCAGCUUCAGUUGGCCAUCGAUCAAAUUGGCCAAGAGGAAAAGGCAUUGGAGGAUCAAGUAUUCUUAAUUUCUUGUUGUACGUGCGUGGAAACAAGCACGACUAUGAUCAUUGGGCUGCCUUAGGCAACGAAGGAUGGAGCUACGAAGACGUUUUGCCCUUCUUUAAAAAAUCAGAGAAAAAUACUGGACGCUUUAUUGACGAAGAAUUCCACGGCAAAGAAGGAUGCUUAACAGUCGAAGAUAGGUCUUGGAAAUCAAAUUUACCCCAAGCUUUCAUCGAUGCUGGAUUAGAGCUGGGCUUCCAUCAUGUUGACAUAAAUGGGCACAACCAAACCGGAUUCACAACUCCUCAGUUAACAAGUGAACAUGGCGCCCGUUGCAGCACAUAUUCGGCCUUUUUGAAAAACACCCAUAAAUACCCUAAUCUUAAAGUGAUUACGUUCGCACAGGUGCAGAAAGUUUUGAUUAAUGAAUCAAAGCAAGCGUACGGGGUUCAGUAUAAAAGACGGGGCGAGCUUAUCACUGCUAUUGCAGAGAAAGAAAUUAUUUUGUCAGCAGGCGCAAUAGAAACUCCGAAAAUUCUAAUGUUGUCAGGAGUGGGACCAAGAGAACAUUUGGAACAACAUAAAAUAAAGGUGAAAGCUGACAGAAGAGUAGGAGAAAAUUUGCAAGAUCACGUUUAUGUGCCAUUGACUCCCCUAGUCCAUAACGAUAGCUCUGCCUCUCUGGUGAAUCCUCUGAACCUGAUGGCAUGGUGGGAUUAUUUUGUUCACGGAGCAGGUCAAUAUUCAAGUAAUGGUGUAGACGGCAUGGCGUUUAAGAGUUCCAAAAACUGCGAACCAGACUGGCCAGACAUUCAACUUCACUUCUUGUCUUACUCAGUCGCUUCGGAUCACGGUAUUUGCGUGAGACACCUGAUGGGUUUAGAAGAAAAAGCCUGGAAAGAAAUAUUUGAACCGCUGUCACACUUAGACACAGCGUCUAUCUUAGCAACAUUGGUUCGACCAAGAAGUAGAGGAUGGAUACGUCUUCGUUCGGCCGAUCCAUCGCAUCAGCCAAUUAUUGAUCCGCAAUAUUACAGUAAUCCUCAUGAUAUCCAAGUGAUGCUAGAAGCUCUUCAGUUUGCUCAAGAAACACUCAAUACAACAGCGAUGAAGAAACAUCUACGUUUGCAUAAUGCUCAGCAUCCAUAUUGUCAUCAUUUUCUAGUGGAUUCCGAAUCGUACUUGGAAUGCCUUAUACAACACAUGUCGGCUACUUUGCAUCACCCAGUUGGAAGCUGCAAGAUGGGCCCGUCAACAGAUCUUGAUGCCGUAGUAGAUCCGCAGCUAAGAGUGUACGGAAUCAAAGGUUUACGUGUUGCUGAUGCUUCUGUGAUGCCCGUUAUUCCAAAUGGCAAUAUUAACGCGCCUGUUAUAAUGAUUGGAGAAAAAGCAGCGCAUAUGAUUUUAGAAUAUCACAGAAUUGGUUCUGAUCAGAAACCUUUGCAGCUUGACUCUCUAACAUUUUCUCAGAAAAUAGGAGAUGAACUGUGAAUGUGCUCAAUUCGAUUUCUUUAUGAUUAGUUGUUGACCUGAGUCGUAAAUAUGAAUGGUAAUGGCACAUUAGAUUUUUCCUUUUUUUAAAUAUAUAUUUUCUGUGAACUAAAUUAUCAUAAAGAAACUUUAUUGAUGUAACAACCAUAAAAACCAAAAGCAUUUUCUUGUAAUUAUGAUUUUUUUUACAUUUCUAAAAGAAAGCUGAUAUGUAGACCAUGUAAGAGGACGGUUUGACAUUUGAUUAAAAUUUAGGUUGUAUGCCAUUAAAAAAAUAACACAACAUACGCACUUACGCACAGUAAUAUCAAAACUCUUCGUCAAUAGAGGAAAGAGACCACAUCGGAUGUCUCAUUACUCUUUUACGGAAACAUCUUUGCCAUAAGAAGAACCACGACUGAUCAAUGUAAUAUCGAUUAGCUUGUAAAUGAAGGAAGCACCUGGGGGGAAAAUUAUAGUUGAUUUAAAAUAAAACUUCGUGUCCUAUUUAGAUUUUGCUUUAAUACUUAUUGCAAAAAUGAAAACGACUGCCAUUAGACUUGUAAAUCCUGUGCCCAAGAACCAUUUAACCGAGUUAAACAUAAAUGGUAAGCAGAAGCUACUCCACAGGCAAAAUAACAAAAAUGGCAGGACAGAACGUGGACGAUAAUGACUGAAUACCAUUGUAAAAUAUGAUUAUUAACAAUUUUAAUGUGAUUGAUAGAAAAUGCUUAUUUACCAUCGAAUAGGGCCAUUGAAGUAUUUAGCGUCCUCUGCUGCUAAUGCUGUCGGGAAAACGCCAUUUUUCUCGUAAGCGUCCAUCAACUUAUCCUACAUCGUUUCAUUACAAAUUUUCUUAAUCUUAGUAGACAAAAAAAGCAGGAAGAAAUGCAAUUUCUCGAGCAAUUUAAUACUUUUUUCUCGAAGUUAUUUAGUAGCCAUUCCGCAGACUUAUCCAUUUCGGUGGGGAUAUCUUCGAAAGGUAUGCGCUCUAAAAAGACUUCUCCAAAGACGGGCCGACCGAGAAACACAUUUAAUAGACUGGGAUACGCACCUAAUUUGCUGAACACAGAAUAAGGUGCCAGAAUAAACAGCCCCAAAAUUUUGUUUCAGCUGCUGAGUUAUGGCAAAAAAUCCUCUCGUCCUAAGUUGACAAGAUACUUCAUUGACAUAGAGAGCUAAGUAUAACUUUCACACUCUUACCUAGGUAUCAAUAAAUGUUUCAAAUGUGGUAAACCUUUUCGGGCGGCAAACUCCAUCGAUACGUCGUGUUUUUCCUUACUAAAUCUUGUUCCUUCCGGGAAGAACAACAACUGUAAAUUCAAAAAAAAAAUUUAAUAAUAAAUAAAAUAAAGAGUAAAUUUUUAAAAUUAUAAUGUUUAUACCCAGACUGGAUCUUCGUACUCGACUAGAUUUUUUACAAAUAAGUCCAUCGUUGAUUUGUCUUUUUCCCAAUUCCUUUCUAAGAAUCCUAUCUCAGCAAAUUUCCACGCCCAACCUAUAAUAGGUAUCCAUUCAACUGCUUUCUUGAUGAACAGUUUUGAAUUCUAAAUAUUAAAAGAAUGAAAAAUGGAGGACAUGUUGAAAUAAGUGCAGCCUAGUCAAUGUUAUUAUAAUAUAGCUGAUUAUUUGUUAAAAUUAAAUGCAACUUGCACCAAGAAUGUUGGCUUGAUUUCCUAGAACCCAAGCUACAAGCCAGUCCAGCUCGUUCGAAUGAUUCAUAAUAAGCAAAGCAUUUUCCGAACCCAGUUUCGACCAUGUCUCGGUAUCAGUGUAAACACUGAUGGCUGAUCCGGACCAGUCAAUUACCAAUAGAACCUCUAAAAAAAAAAUAGUUAAUUUAAUGCCAGAAAAAUUCUAUGCAGUACAUAAGUAAAAUCCCAAAUUGGAAAAGAGAGUGUACAACAUGUUUUGCAAAACUACUUACGAUUCCAUAAGCAGGUCAGCAGGUAAUAAUUUAUCUUGCGAUAUAAUCCUCUGCUUAUUGGUUUGACUGUUAACCACAGACAUAGUUGGAUUCCAUUCAGUAAUAAUCCAGAGACGAUGAAACUUAUAAAAAGCGUUAACAAUCCAAUGUACGCCCCCGCAGUUUUUAUUUGCGCCAACAUUUUCUUCCUUUCAAGAUAAAAAAAAAUAAAAUAAAAUCGAAUAUUGAACGUACAAAAAGCAUAUAGUUUUUUUUUUCUUUCGCUUUGCCGAAUGGUUAUGCAUGUCUAUCUUAAAGAAUUAACAAUAGGUUCCAGUUCGGCAAUACUGGAAAUAAUCAAUAGGUAAACAGGAACAUGUAAAUUUACCAGAAAUUGCGUCCUAAUUAUAAUACCAAAACCCUUUUUGAAAGUAUCUGAAUGGACAUUCCCCUAAAUUGUUUCUUAACUCGCCGAAUCCUUAGUAGAAAUUAUAUCACCGUUAUAUAACUCCUCCUGUUCAGUGAAUCAACGUGACGUAACUAGGUCACGUUUGUGGUAGUAACGCAACAUGCAACAGUGGCUCAUACCGUUAAACUAAUAAAUAUAGAAACCUAAUGCCUCAUGGAUAACAGCCCAAGACGGACGUUUGAAUCAAGAAACUCCAAGGCGAAUCAGCUUAUUUAUAUUAAUAAAAAAAUGAAUUAAACUUAUUUAUAUUAUAAUAAAAUUUAAAUUUUCUGUUCCCCCAACGCGUUGCCGUCCCAUUUGCUGUUUUGCUAAGAUUCCGGUUUUCGGUAAACAAAAAUAGUAUAUAUAUUGCAACGUUGAACAAAAUAUCAAAAACUAUAAAUCAGAAAAAUCUCCAAAUACCUUACGUUCCUAUUUCAGGCCUCUUUAGGAUUGAUUGAGAGAGGGGGCUUUUGAGACUUUGAUGUUUGGUUAGGUUACACUUUUUUUCCCCCUUCUCAGUCCUUGAACCGAAUUUGGCAACCGAUAUCAAGCACGCAACUGCACCUCAGUUUACCAGUUCAGGUAAAACAGGUGUUUUUGUGUGGAAGACUACGGUUAGACUGAAGAUUUUUUAUUCCUUUGAGGCUUUCAAUGGCCGCUGUGCGUCGUUGGAAGAAUGGGUACAAGAAUAAAGAUGCCCGGGGCUAAUUUUUUCGUUCUCAGCUGGCAUCAUGCAAUGGUGGAUGCCUCAAUGUCUUCCAUGUGUAAGGUGCGAAUGUUGUGCAGACUUGUACACCCGUCUCCAUAAAUACUGGACCCUUCCACAUAGCGGGGAAAAUUUUUCUGCCACUGCUAUGUUUGCAAAGAGCUUCAAAGAGAAAUCUAUCAGUAUAGCAAUAGUGCUAAACUACUGUGGUAUCACUACUGCAAAAAAACCCUACAGCGCAUAGAGACUGAAGGUUCAACAGAUUGCACUGAACGAUUAGUGUGACAGGAUCAGAACGUCACUCAUUAUUGCGGCCGUAUCCAAUUGUGCGUAAUCAGCUUUCAGUACCGAUAAGCUUUUAUAACGUAACUUUACAACAGGUACAGUAUUGGCCUCCAAUUUCUAAUAUUUAAAUGAACAUUACCUUGACUUUGCUGUAGGUAGAGCACGUGUCGCGAAAAAUGACGGUACCGGU